Messenger RNA from Culex pipiens pallens (northern house mosquito), 1741 nucleotides. RefSeq names its product luciferin 4-monooxygenase-like. Gene Ontology annotation, biological process: long-chain fatty acid metabolic process; fatty-acyl-CoA biosynthetic process. The coding region runs from base 10 to 1629 and encodes 539 amino acids. Gene Ontology annotation, molecular function: long-chain fatty acid-CoA ligase activity. The transcript has 2 exons. The record is from RefSeq and is a predicted model, not a curated record. NCBI's taxonomy places the organism in Eukaryota, Metazoa, Arthropoda, Insecta, Diptera, Culicidae.
CGCACGAUCAUGCGCAAGUUACGAGACGUUCACACCUUCUACGAUCCAGCGAGCCACAUUUGGCGAGGUCUACCAACUCCACCGCUGUGGAAUCCGGAUCAAAGUCUCGGUCAAGCGAUUCUCGGAAUGCUCGAUCGUACCCGUAGCAAGGUGGUUCAGAUAUGUGCUGACAGUGGAGUUGAGGUUACCGGAGCCGAGAUGUCUCUGAGGACGGUUCGAGUAGCUCAGAACCUGAUCAAGUUGGGUUACGGGAAUCCCGAGGACAUCUUCGCUAUGGCCGUUCGCAACGGAGAGCAUUCGGCACCGGUUCUGUUUGCUUGUUUUGCGCUGGGAAUCCCCGUUAAUACCUUGGAUCCCUCGUUUCAACGGGACGAUCUGGGUCACAUUCUCGCGAUCGUAAAGCCCAAGCUAGUAUUUUGUGACAGCGAAACGCUUGAUGAGUUGACAGCGGCUUGUCAGUUGGCAGGUGUCACUCCCAAAGUAAUCUUACUGGGAGAUAAGAUCGCUGGCUACACUCACGUUGAAGAUCUGCUCGUACCAACCGGGAUCGAGGACAGUUUUGUCCCGGUCCACCUCGACAACCCUUCAUCAACACCCGCCGUCCUCAUCUGCUCAUCCGGCACCACCGGUCGCUCCAAAGCCGUCUCCCUGUCCCACUCGAUCUGCAUCGCCCACGUGGCCAACUUCUUCGACUGUCGCGCCAGCGACAUCCUCUUCGCGUACAGCUCCCUCUACUGGCUGUCCGGACUGUUCACCCUUCUCGCUGGAACCCUCGCGGGUGCAACCCGCAUCAUAACCCGAGCCCCGUUCACCGUGCAGCGCACCGCGGACAUCGUCCAGCGCUACCAGCUGUCCGUCAUUUCGUUCCCGCCGUCGCAGGCGUGGGCGAUCGUGAACGAUCCGACGACGGUUACCGCCGACUCGUUCCGAUCGUUGAGACUUGCGCUGUGCGGAGGCAGUGUCGUAUCGGCGAGCUUGAAGCGCGCGUUUGAGACGCGAUUCCCGGGGAAGGUCUUGGAGAUUGCGUACGGGUUCUCGGAGGUUGGCUAUGCGGUGACGUCUACGCGGGAAGGGUUCUACCGGGAUGGGAGCGUUGGGUUUACGAGACCCGGUGUGGAAAUUAAGAUCGUGGAUGAAAACAACUGCGCGCUUGGGAUUGGACGGGACGGGGAGAUCCUGGUGAGGACGAAGCUGGUAUUCUUGGAAUAUUUUGGGAAUCGGGAGGCUACGGAGGAGAUGCUGGACGGUGAGGGAUGGCUUCACACCGGGGAUAUUGGAAGGUUCGACGAGGACGGAUUGAUGUACGUGGUGGAUCACAAGAAGGACACCAUCAAGUACGGGAACUACCAGAUAUCUCCGAGUGACGUGGAAGCUGUUUUGCAGGGUAUUGAAGGAGUAGCUGCCGCGUGCGUCGUGGGAAUCCCACAAGAGAACGGGAAUGAUUUGGCUACCGCGUUGGUGGUUCGUAGUUCGGAAACUGUUGGUAGCGAAUUUAUUCUUCAGGAAGCUGCGAAGAAACUACCCGACUAUAAGCAACUUCGAGGUGGAGUGCAUUUUGUGGAGAAGAUUCCAAUGACUCCGUCCGGGAAAAUCUUGCGGAGGUUGGCGAAGGAGGUGAUCAUGGGUUAAAAUUGCUGAGUAAAAUUUAUGAUUCAGUUUAAGUCUACAAUUUUCGCAAUAAAAAAGAAAUGAAAAUUUUAAAAAUAAAGAUCUACAUUUUAGGUGAAAUCGGGCCGAUAAA